This is a messenger RNA of Colossoma macropomum (tambaqui), 2562 nucleotides long. RefSeq names its product stomatin (EPB72)-like 2 (gene stoml2). The transcript has 10 exons. Gene Ontology annotation, cellular component: membrane. The record is from RefSeq and is a predicted model, not a curated record. Lineage: Eukaryota; Metazoa; Chordata; Actinopteri; Characiformes; Serrasalmidae. Bases 123 to 1211 code for a protein of 362 amino acids.
AGAAGAAGAGCAGCAGGAGGGUCACGCUGCAGCUGAAGGGUUGAAAGGUUGCGGGGCAGUUUCAUCAUUUCUGAGCGCUUUUAGGAGAAGCUGGGCUUUGAGCUGUUUUAUCCGCUGUGAAUAUGCUGAGGUCUGUGGUUUGGCGGGCUGGCAGUGGCCUUGUAAAGCACUCGCGACAGACCGUCCCGGUCCUCUGGGGGACGCGGGCUCAGCAGCGUUGGGCCUCCAGCCUCCCCAUGAACACAGUCGUUCUCUUCGUCCCACAGCAGGAGGCGUGGGUGGUAGAGAGGAUGGGACGCUUCCACCGGAUCCUGGAGCCGGGGUUGAACUUCCUAAUACCAAUACUGGACAAAAUCCGAUAUGUGCAGAGCCUAAAAGAGAUUGUGAUAGAUGUGCCAGAGCAAUCCGCUGUAUCUCUUGACAAUGUGACACUCCAGAUUGAUGGAGUUUUAUACCUCCGGAUACUCGACCCCUUUAAGGCCAGUUAUGGAGUGGAGGAUCCAGAAUAUGCAGUGACCCAGCUGGCACAGACCACUAUGAGAUCAGAAUUAGGAAAACUCACUCUGGACAAAGUCUUUAGGGAGAGAGAGUCCCUGAAUGCCAACAUCGUGCACUCCAUCAACCAGGCGUCAGAUGAGUGGGGAAUUCGCUGUCUGCGAUACGAAAUUAAGGACAUUCACGUUCCCCCACGUGUUAAAGAGUCCAUGCAGAUGCAGGUUGAAGCAGAGCGAAGGAAAAGAGCCACAGUUCUGGAGUCUGAGGGAACAAGGGAGGCGGCUAUAAACGUAGCAGAAGGUCGCAAGCAGGCUCAGAUUCUGGCUUCUGAGGGACAGAAAGCGGAACAGAUCAACAAAGCUGCAGGUGAGGCAAAUGCUGUGCUUGCCAAAGCAGAAGCUAAAGCAAAGGCCAUUAGACUACUGUCUGAAGCGCUGACACAGCAGAACGGAAAUGCUGCUGCGUCCCUUAGUGUGGCGGAGCAGUACGUCUCAGCUUUCUCCAACCUGGCCAAGGAGUCAAACACCAUCAUCCUGCCCUCCAACACAGGAGACAUCUCCAGCAUGGUCACUCAGGCAAUGGCUAUUUAUGGCAGUUUAGCCAAGACACAAAAUCCCAAACCGCUGGAGAAUGUGGCUGCUAUACCUGCAGAAGCUGAGCUGGAGGAGAAAGCAGUGCCUGAACUCUCAGCACCUCAGUCCACUUCCAGCCAUUAGCUCACAUAGUCUAACUCAGUGAUUUCAGCCAAGGCCCAGAUACAAACCUCGGAUCCAGUCACUGAUCCUGGACCGGACUGACACAUGCACACCCAUAAGGAGAUAUUCCAUUCCUGCGGAGAGUCCUACAGAAGGACGAGAGAGACUACUCACCCUUACAGUACUGGUUGUAGGCUGAGAGUGAAUGAAGAAGAUGAUCACAGUGGCUGUUUCUGCUUUAGGGAUGGCAGUAACUGGAGUAGUUUUUGUUUUCUCUGUGUGUGUGUGUGUGUGUGUGUGUGUGUGUGUGUGUGGGUGUGUGCUGUUCCCUUUUUGUACCAUUUUUAUUUUGGGAUAUUUGAAGUAUGUUGCAUUUACCCUUCUGCUUUAAACCCAUGUUUCUGUCAGAAGAUAGAAAAUAUACAUAUUUACAGAUGACUGCAUUGUGUGAACCCUAUUAUUGUUUUUUUCAGCACUGUAAAACAGUAGGUAUUGAUAUUAAAUCACUCAUUAGGGAAAGUAAAUUAGAUCGGUUUUCAAAAUUUUUGCCCCUAUUAAAGGUGUCACAGAUUUAAUUAAAGGGAAAUUCCACCAGUUUUCUUAAAUUUGUUACAUGGUUAAGCUGUAAACAGAGUCGUUCAGAGUGGUUUGGUGUGAAAUGCUCCAUUCUAGAGAAGCGUACCGCAUCAGAAUUGUUCACGUGGUGGUGAUAGAGCUGUAGUUUCUCUACAGUCAACCACAUUAAACCGCUUACUUUGUUUACAUCUCCACCACUGAAUAACACACAAGUCUAGAAAAAUAAGUGGAAUUAUCCUUUAAGGCUAAUUACACUCAGAAACAAAUCUAUUUUUAUUAUUUUUGUAUAGUCAUUUGAAGUGUUUGUAAAAGAUUUCCCCCCUCAUACACUGAAACUUUAAACUAUCCUACAGAAAAGACCUGUGAUCAUUUUAAAGAUAUUCAAACCCCUCUUUCACUCAUUGGUAAUGUUUGACUUGUUGGCUAGUUGUUGGGAGACUUUACAUUUAAUCUUUUUUAGGGCCUCCAAAGGAAAAGCAGACACUUCUACUGUAUGUUAAAAUAAUAACACACUGUCAAUAUUGUCUUAUGCUGACCAUCCUUUAGUCAGCUUUUCUUUAUGUUAAAAUGGCACUAGGUAACCUGUAAUUGGGGAAAUAUAGUAUAAACUAAUAUAUUUAAAUAUACUAGUUUUGGAUGAACGUCUUUAGUUGCCUACUUGCAUAAGAUCUCAAAUAAAAAAUGUAAACUAAACAUUAGUGGUGCGUAUAAGCCAGAUCUAGUCCUAAAAUCUGAUUGGCUGAUCUGCUGUAAAAAAAAAACAAAAAACAAAAAAAAAUGCAAUAUACAUACAACU